CGAAAAUUUUGAUUUUCGAAUUUCUCCUAACCGGCUGGCUCGGUUACCAAAGCUUAGCCUAAAGUAGUGCCGUACUUUUCUUUGCAAAAUAUACUUCAAUUCUUUUAUUUAAAUAAUUAUUUGAUUUGAAAAUACCUCCGAAUUAUAAUUUAUAAAUCAAAAUAUUUUUUUUAUAAAAUAAAAUUUCUUAUCUUUUAUAUUAAGGUUUUUUAAAGUCACAAAUUAUAAAAUUAGUCAAAUAAUUAUAGAAAUUUUUAUUGAAUUUUUUAAAAAUAAAAUUGUCUCUAAAUAAUUAAAAAAAUCAAAAAGAAAAAGAACAGGGCAUAGUGCGAUGGAGAUGUCAAAAGCUAAAAAAAAUCUUCUCAGAGUCUGGUUCGGGAUCCGAACCUGAGGCUCGGACUAAUCUCUUUGGACGGCUAAGAUAUGUCGACGGAUUAUUUAGCCCACUAAGAAUCUCCAAUACUGAGAGCUCUCAACUCCAUUUUCAUUUACUAGAAUCUCGUUUCUGUCCCCGAAAUAUUGACUCCCUCUCUCGUUUCGCAGACGCGGUAGGGUUGCGUUUCGGAUCCAAGUCCGAUAAAAAUGGCUGAACACGCCGAAGGUUCGGGUGCCGCAUCUGAAUCCUUGCUGGAAAAGAUUACCGACAAGUUGCAAGGCCACGAUUCGUCAUCGUCCGGCUCCGAUUCCGAUUCUGAUAAACCAGCGUCGCCGUCCCCCAUCAAAGCCAAGGUUUUUCGCCUCUUUGGACGGGAGAAGCCGGUCCACACAGUUCUCGGCGGAGGAAAACACGCUGAUGUAUUUUUGUGGAGGAACAAGAAGAUCUCUGCCGGAGUACUUGGCGGAGCCACUGCCAUGUGGGUGCUUUUCGAAUUGCUUGAAUACCAUCUCCUCACCCUUGUUUGCCACAUUUUGAUACUCUCUCUUGCAAUCCUGUUCCUUUGGUCCAACGCCACCACCUUCAUCAACAAGUCUCCACCUCGCAUCCCGGAAGUUCAUAUUCCAGAAGAUCCAUUCCUGCAGGCUGUCAAUGCAUUGAGGAUUGAGAUUAACUGUGGUUUUGCUGUGUUGCGGGACAUCGCAUCUGGAAGAGACUUAAAGAAAUUCCUUAUUAUUAUUGCUGGCCUGUGGGUACUGUCGAUCCUGGGGAGUUGCUGCAAUUUCUUGACCUUGUUUUACAUAACUUUUGUUUUGCUGCACACUGUACCAGUUAUUUAUGAGAAGUAUGAAGAUCGCAUUGACCCAUUUGCGGAGAAGGCAACAAUUGAGAUCAAGAAGCAGUAUGCAGUAUUUGAUGCCAAGGUUCUGAGCAAGAUCCCUAAAGUACCCUUGAAAUACAAGAAGAUGGCUUAGAGAGUUUGAGAUGGUCUCACAUGGAAACAACAGGCUGAAUAUCAUGGGACUGGAAAUGUUAAUCACCAUGUAAAAAUGGGAGGCUGCCUGAGGCCAAAAAAAAAAAAAGAAAGGGAAAAAAAAAUAGAAUUGUAGUGCACUCUGCAAUAGUUUUUUUGGCAUGUGGCACAAUCAUCAAAUUUUCUGAUCAAUAUUUCUUAAGACGGUUGUGGAGUAGAAAGUUAUGGAUUUAGAUCUUUUUGGGUCAUCUUGGCCAAACAUGUUAAAUUCUCAUCUUGGGCGGCAAAAUUCUCAUCUGUUUGGUCAAUUUAUUCGAGGGGAAAAUUCCCUUCUUUUUUGGUUCUACUUGACAGCAAAAAUCUUAUCCUUUUGGGACAUCUUGACAGCAAAUUCUUUUAUGGGUCAUCUUCGAUAACGAAUCAUGUUGCACAAUUUUGUCCUCAUCUUUUUAACCUUUUACUUUUCUUUGUUGUUAGGAGGAAGUGAAGAACCUUGUUUGAGAUGGUUGAUGCAUAGCUCUGAGGUGGUACAGGAUCAAUAAUUUUGAGUAGUACUAAAUAAUGUAUGUUACUGUGGGAUUAUACCUAGUGAGGAUCCUUUUGUUUCAGAUGGAUCUUUGUUGUGUUUUAAACAGGUUUUCUCUGGUUUUUUAUCAGACGGAUCUUUCCUUGUGA
Molecule: messenger RNA, 2024 nt
Organism: Vitis vinifera (wine grape)
Lineage: Eukaryota; Viridiplantae; Streptophyta; Magnoliopsida; Vitales; Vitaceae
Product: reticulon-like protein B1
Exons: 6
Coding region: 583-1350 (255 amino acids)
Source: RefSeq, a predicted model, not a curated record